AUCGGUCUCACACACGCGCAGUCACGGCGUCUUCCCUCCCCUCGGUGGCGGGCGGGCGGAAAACCAGCCGCGAAACCGAGCCAAAAGUAACUCGAAACUUCUCCCGCGCGCCCGCCCGCGCCUUCUUAGCCACGUUUUUCCCUCCCUCCCUCGCUCUCUCUGAGAUCCGCCGUCCCGAUCCAAACCCAGCCCUCUCUCUCUGCGCGAAUCCUCGGAGCGGACAUCCCUAGGCAGGCAGGCAGGCAGGCGGCGCCAUGGACACGGAGCCCUUCGACGAGGCGGACCUCCUCGCCUUCCCCACCUCCCCGGCCGCCGCCGCAUCCCCUCCCCGCCGCCUCAAGCGCCUCAGGAAAUCCUCCGAGACAACCACCACCACCACGACCCCUCCCGCCGUCUCCCCGCCUCUAUCUCCGCCAUCGCCUCCACCGCCGCCGCAGGAGGAGGCGGGAGCCGUAUCCCCGCACCUAGAGUCUCCUCCUCCGCGCCAUAACCCCUCUCCGCCGCCGCAGCAGCCGGCGUCAGAUGCGGACGUCCUUGCCCCAGCGCCGUCCUCGCCUAGUCCCGACCCCAUCUCCUCCUCGCCGCUGCCGCCGGCCGACACUGCCGCUGAGGACGACGAGGAGGAGGAUGACGGGCUCGACCCGCUCUUCUCGGAGUCCGGCAGCGGCGGCGCGGGGUGGGACCCGCUGGGUAUGCCGAUGGGAGGGGAGGGCGACGACGGCGAGGAGGAGUUGCUGGGGGGCGGAGGGCUCAUCGAGGAGCUGCGGAGGGAGAAGUCCGCGAAGAAGCGACUCGACAUGGACGAGGCUGAGGACGGCGCCGAAAUGGCCGUGGAGGCGGAGGUGACGCGGAAGAGGAGCAAGAGGAGGAAGAAGGACGCGGCGCCCAAGGAGUCGGCCCAAUCGAAGAAACGGGCUGAGAAGGAGAGGAGGGCGCAGCUUGAUUCAAUCCAUGUUGAGUCGCAGAGGCUGCUGCGAGAGACAAGGAAGGCGUCAUUUAAGCCGACUGCAGAGCCAGUUUACAAACCCAUCUCCUCAGUCCUGGAGAAGAUUCGCCUUCGGAAGCUGGAGAUUCUGAAAAAGUCAAGCACUCCUAUUGAGGAGGAGGAUGACGAUGACGACGAUGACUCUUCAGAAUCUGUGAGUGAAGCCGCUGGACAUCCAUGCAUGCCGGGGGUUAAGGAAGUGGGCUCAGAUGACAAGGAUCUGAAGAAUGAUGAUGCUAAUGAUGAAGUUGGAGCAAAUGGCAGUGACCUGAACGACCAUGACAGUCUCCCUGAAGAUGAGGAUGCUUUACCUAGCAAGAAGGAUGGUAGCCAAGCUCCAGACAAGGAUCUUGGUAUUUCUCAAGAUAACCAUGAAGACAGUGCACAACCAAGUGAUGACCCUAUCAAUGCAGUAGAGGAAGCUCAAUCGCACGCCUCUUCAAGCCCAACAAAGAGUACAUAUGAUAGUUUGUCAGAAGAUGAGGAAUACAAUGAUAAGGAGAACAUUGCUCCAGGCACUCAGCAAAAUGAUGUAAAUACCCAUGAAGAACUCCGAGAAACUCAUGCAGAUGAUUCAUGUCCAGAUGUUGCUGUGCUGAAAAACUUUCUAGACGUUGAAGCUGAGGAAGAGGAUGACAGUGACGAUGACAUGAUGAGGUUCAAGGACAAUGAAGAAGAUGAUGGAGAUGAUGAAAACGAAGUACUUAAUGCUCUGAUAGCUGCUGGAUUUGAAGAAGAAGAAGUAGAUCAUGAUAAACGGAAUGAACUCCACCAAAAGUGGCUUCAGCAACAAGAUGCUGCUGAAACAAAUAAUGUCAUUCAAAGAUUAAAAUUUGGUCACCAGGAACAGAAAGAGUUAAUGGAUGAAGAUGAAGAUGAUAUUGAAGACUGUGAGGACGAAUCAGAAACUGAAAUGCCAUAUGAGUUAACUCCAACAAAUGUUGUACGGCAGAAUUCUGAAAAGGCAAAACAAAUGAUUGCAAAAAUGUUCACAGACGAGAAUGACACUUAUGAGCACUCUGAUGAUGAGGAAAUAGAGGAGCAUCUGGCCCGCCAACGUAUUUCAAAGCGAGAUGUGCAUAAUGAUUCAUUCAUAUCUCCAUUGGAAGAUGACAGUUCAAGGGAAGUGUUCAGUCUGAUAAAGAAACUCAAUAUUGCUCCUCAACCCAAGAGGAGGGGAAAGCAAGCCACAUCAAAUCUUGAAAUGCUUAUGGUCGGAAGUAACAGCAGCUCAUCUUCAAAGUCAUCUUUUCUUGGCCGAACAACAAGUGGUCCAGUGUCAUCUUCCCACAGAUCUGUUUACAAAACAUACGUUUUUGGCCGUGAUGACAGCAAUAGCAGCAGCAAGAGCUGCUUGGCAACCACUGAGAGUAAUUCAGAUGUGGAUCAGACUAAUCCCAGCCAACCCAAGAAAGCAAAAUUCAGUACACAAGCAAAAGCAGCCGCAACAAGUACAAACUCCAAGGGUGAUGCAAAUUCAGGUGCUUCUCUUUUUGAGAUCCUGCGCAGAUCAGCCGGCACUUCCAACAAGCAAGAGCCAAGCCGCCAGGAAAGCUUCGGCAUUAUCACGGAAAGUCAAGCUGUGCACCAGUUCUCAGCAUUCAAAUUGUCAAGAAAGUUUUCCAAGAUAGGAGCAAUAAAUUGAGAUAGCAGCCCUUGUCCAACUAACCAAUCAUGUACACCUGUAAUCACAAAUGAAAUACCUUUCUGCUGUAUUUUCCGUGUUGGGUGUUUCCUCUUGGUACUUUGGAAAGUUGUAUAUUGAAUUCUGUUUCACCUUAUGUUCAAGAUAAAUUUCUGUCAGUCUUUUCAGUGCAUCAA
Messenger RNA from Brachypodium distachyon (stiff brome), 2806 nucleotides. RefSeq names its product glutamic acid-rich protein. The record is from RefSeq and is a predicted model, not a curated record. The coding region runs from base 255 to 2630 and encodes 791 amino acids. The transcript has 12 exons. Lineage: Eukaryota; Viridiplantae; Streptophyta; Magnoliopsida; Poales; Poaceae.